Messenger RNA from Vitrella brassicaformis, 5982 nucleotides. The record is from the annotation of a GenBank genome assembly. Lineage: Eukaryota; Vitrellaceae.
CCCCAGCCAGCUUGCUUAACCACUUGUAUGUCCUUUAUUGCUAUAACCUCCCUCAGUCACAAAUCCAAUCUAGAUCGAAUGAUCCCUCAGUCAUUCGGAUGCAAUCAAUGCACCGCAUAAACCCGUCAAACAACCACAUCGCCAGCAGUAAGUACCACAUUCCACGAUUUCCUCUCAUCCAUCCAUUUGGCUUGGCGGGCAAACACACAUGCUGCAGAUGCAGAUGCCGACACACGCAUGCAAUCAAUCAAUCAGCCGGAACGAAUUAAGACAGACAGAGAGACAGACAGACAUGUGGGCAUAAAUAAGUGAUACUGACGGCCAACCACGCACUCCACACGCACACAGAUACGUUCAUGGAGAUAGAUCCCUCACCCGCCCCUCUCCAUCUCUCUCUCUCUCUGACCAACUCACAAACACCCAGCAUCGAUCCAUCGACUCACUCACCACUCAUUUAUCAUUCAAGAUCCCUCAGCCCCCUCAAGCCCCGGAGGUGGUGGUGCCAGGCCGCCGCCCGACACAGUGGGCGGCGUGGAGCUUGCAAACAAGUUGUGGAACGGCCCAGGCACAGGACCACCAGCGGUGCCACCGUUCCCCCUCGCCGCAUUAUCUCGGUAAUAGCUGCUGGGGUAGAGAGGGAACCCGCGUGCGGGCGUGUGGGGGGUGACAGAAAAGAGCGAGGGAGGCGUCAGAGGUCGGAGUGCCAUUGGCUGGGGCUGGGCCUGUGGCUGUGGCUGCGGUGACGGCUGCCUGCGGUGCUGCUGGGGUGGGAGGGACGGGGUGGCUGGUGCUGGUGGUGGCCACAGAGUCGCUCCAGGCUGGAAGGCGCCCCAUGACUUGUAUGGCGGAAGACUGGCCGACGAAAACAGCGACACCGACCCCGCUGAUGGUUUGUGAAGAUGCCCGCCGCUGGUCAUGGUCUGUGUCAUGGCCGGUGCCAUGGCCGCCCCCGUCGCCUGGUCAGCACGGCUGUCAUGUCCAUUCAGGGGCGGGUUGAAGCCAGCUGGGGGAAACACGGGCUGCGGCGGGCCGGGUGGGCCAGACGACAGGACGCCACGGAGGGGGUGAGAUCCCUGAGGUUCCGCCAUGGCGGCCUUGUUUGGGUUGCUCAUGUCGGGUGGGGUGCCGUCGAUUGUCCUGGCGGUGUCUCGGCUAAAGGGCCCCACAAGGCCAUGUCGUGCCGAGAAGGGCCCUCCAGCAGCUGCCCCUGAUGCCGAUGAGGCCUUGAGCUCCUCUGCCAAGAAAUGGCCACGCUCCUUCUUGAAGGAAGACGGUGGUGCUGGCACGCUGGCCAGCGUUUCGGUCGUGGAAGGGCCGACCAACCCAUUCCACACCACCCCGGCACCACCACCACCAGCAGCACCACCACCACCAGCAGCAGGGACAGGAGCAGCAUCGCGCCCCUGCUGCUCCUCUCUCUCCUUGAUCUCCCGUGGCUUGAUGAGUGGCUGGGCGGUCUGUUGGUGUGGGUGUUGGUGUGGGUGUGGAUGUCUCUGCUGUGAGGCGAAGGGGUGUGGGGGCAUUGGUGGUACGGGGACGAGGGGCGAGAGGGGUCCGUAGCUGUACUCGAGAGGGAAGAAGAGCAGGUGUGGGUGUUUCUUGGUGAGGAGGGAGUGGCACUUGUCCGUGUAGGUCAGGUAGUCCAGGUGCAGGUCCAGCCACGCCUGGGCAAUGUUCUUGGGCGUCAUCAGCUCGAUCGGCAGCUCAGACAGGAAGGCUACCAUUAUCGAGUACUGAGGCUCCUUCCGACUGCACACACACAUACACACACACAUGGUCUCGUCGGUGGCUGCGCAGGUGUAGUUAGUUGCCUUCUUCGCUUACGUCUCAAACACUCGCACAAGGUACUGCGCCAACUCACGCCUGAAGGGAACAGAGACAGCACAGCACCAUGAAUCGACCGACUCGCCCGCUCUGUGUAUGUAUGUGUCUCUGUCUGUCGACAAGCCACCCCCACCGGGGCCCUCUGUUACCUGAGGAAAGCCGUGACGGCCGGCUGGAAGCAGGCGUCGAACCUGUUCUCCAGCCACGUGAGGGGCGGCUCUUGCUUCUUGGUGCGUCUCUUUUCCUUCUUGCCGCCGUUGUCUGCCCUGCGGAAGGUGCCGUCCUCGCCCCUGACCCUGGCCUUCUUGCCGUGCUGCUUCUUGUGCGCCUUGCGCAGUAUCUUGGUGGCCUCCUCGACAAACCGCUCGAUCAUCUCCUCGUCCCCCAACUGAGACAGAAACUUGCUGUUGUCCUCACGCCGCUUCUUCCGACCCGCACGCCGCAGAUCGUCCGGGUCGAUGUCCUCCAACACGAAGUCGCCGUCGUCCUCGUGGUCACCCCUCGCCCGGGCCCUCUUCUUGCGCCUGCGCCGCUUGGCCCCCUCGUCGCUCGACAGGUCUUCCAUGGCGUACAGCUGGUCGAACGUCGUGAUGUCCUGAUACAUGGGCGACUCGUCGUCAUCGGCUCCUGGCGAGGGCGAGGGUCGCGAUGGCGCCAGCGGGUGUCUCUUGACGCCAGAGAGUUCGUAGUGCGCGUCGAGGACGGUCUUCAUGCGGUCUGAUUUGGAGGGGCUCGACUGCUCGUUGGGGUCGAGCCCCAGCCGCCAAGCACGCUCCACACGAGCGGCCUUCCUCACCGUCGCCAAGGCCGCGAUCGCCUGCAGCUCCUCCUCUGACGCACGAGAUGGCGGCUCUCGCUGAGGGUGGUCACCCUUGUCAACACCCUCCAUGCCGCCCUCGUCUUGCUCCUCCGUGGCAUCCCCUUCUGACUUGGAGACCAUCUUGGCGUCUCGAAGGUCCCCCUGCAUGUCCUGCAUCCUGCGGUCCUCCAUGGCCACGGCCAACUCGUAGUCGCUGUUGAACGACCGCUGGCGGAACCGCACUGCAUGCGCCUCCCGAACGUUGCGGAUGAACCGCCCGAUGCUGUCUCCCUUCAUGUCGGGGGAUGACGACUCGCCCCGACGAACCCUCACGAGGGGGGGCCGGGGCCUUCUCGCCUGGUCGGAGCCUUCCUCUGACUCUUCUUGAUCGGCCUCGUGUGGCGGCUGUAGGUGUGUGCGUCGGGGCGGCGGGGGACACAUGCGGCGGAGGAUCGACAGAUCUUCCUUGACGGCCGCGGGGGCGGCGUGGAUGCGCCAGGGGAAGCGGCGCUUGACUCUGCGCUUCCGUCGGGUGACCAUGCCUUGCUGCUGCUGCUGCUGCUGCUGGUUAAACUGCUGGCUGGAGGGGGCGGGCGAGGGGCGCUUCGACGCACCUGCGCCCUUGAUUUGCUGCUUCCUGCCUGCUGGCGGGGUAUGUAUCCGGUAGCUGUUGUGGAGGGCGGUCUCUCCCGCCACGCCCUCGUCACCCCCACCAUCAUUUUUGCGAACGAAGCGGCCGUCCUUGCCGCGAACAUGCCGAGACUUCCGGGGCACCUGCUGGCUCUUGGCCAGGGCAGCAGAGGGCAAACCAUCAGGGAUGCCCGGUGUGUGCGGUAGGGGGGAGAGGGUGCCCUUGCCGCCCCGGUCCCGAGUGCGCUUGAGCUCUGCCUCUCGUAGGUCCCCGAUGCGGACGUCCUCUAUGGGGGCCUGGCCGAGCCCCGCCUGGUCAUCGCCGGUGUGUCGGUACUGCACCCACGGCCAGCCGUCAUCGAUGACCAGGGCGAUGUACUCACCGCGGUGAUCCAUGACACGACCCUUCACCUGCACCGCACCGACAGAUAUUCAAAUGACCGUGUGUGUGUCGAGUCGAGUGAGUCGAGUCGAUGGGUGUGUGUGGACCGUACCUCGAUGGGCGCCCCAGGGAGGAGGAACUUGAUCUGUCUCAUCAUCUCCCGGAUCUCCCGCGGCAGCCGACGCCGCACCCCGCCCUCCUGACCCCUCUUGACGCCCAACACACCACCCCCACCACCCUCCAUCCCAAACGUGGGCAGGGGCGGGAUCGAGAAAUCCCCCUCUCUCCCCGCCCGGCCCUCGGGUGUCACUUCCAUGUUCUGCGACGCCCACUCCUCCUCCGUGUUGCUGGGUGGGGGCGUCACGCCACCCCGCAUCUUGCGCUUGGCGGCCGGCUGCACCUGGCUGGUGCCCAACGAUGACCGCCGACCUGGUCGGGCUGUGGGGGUGGCGGGGAGCAGGGGCGUGUUGGCCUUGGAGGACGAUGCAGAGGGGUCUGCCGCGCCGGCCGUGAGCGACUCUUGUGUGCCGGGGCCGGCAGGAGCAGUGCGCUUGGAACGACUGCAGGAAAGGUAGGCAGCACAGGACAGCACAGAAGUGGUGCAGAACGGCUCCGUGUCUGUCUGCCUGCCUGUGUGCUGUGUGCUGUGUGCUGCUCUUUGCGUCUUUUACACAGGUCGUUCGCUUGCAGUGAGGUCGGCUGACCAGCCCUUGCCGAGACGAACGCAGUGAGCUGGAGCCUGCACACACACACACACACACAUGGACCAGAUAGAUGUGUGGAUGCAGUUAAAUAUGUCGAUCUCUGGCUGUACGGUACCAAAUCUCGCUUACUGACUGACCUUGAACUCAGUGGUUCGUGACCAUCCGGCGAGUCUGCAUGUGACGAACCGCUGGCCGCCCUCCUCGACGGUCCCCAGCACCCAACCGCUCUCUAUCGUCUCUAUUCCUGGCCACUUGACCUGGAUCUUGGCACCUACACACAUCACAUCACCCACACGCAUGCCGUCCGUCCAUCCAUCCAUCCAUCCAUCCAUACACAUGUGCCAGAUGUGCCAGUGUGGUGUGAGAGUGCAUCCAUGGUAUGGUAAGGGCAGCCUGGCAUAUAUACAUACCCGGCACAAGGAUGCGUGGGUCGAUAGGUUCCUCUGCAGCAGCGCCCUCAGACGCAGCUCCGGCUCGCCCUGGGCAAUCACUGCCACCGUCCUGGGGCACAUCCCUGUCAGUCAGGCCACACACACACACACACUCCAUCUAGCUUCAUUGACUGACUGACGCACAUCAAAUGCACACUCUUCCCCCUCGUAUGCUCUGCACACACCACACACUAACCUCUGUCCGUUGAGACCAUUUCCUUCGGUCGAAAGGGCGAUUUCGAGCUCAGGCGAGCCCGUGUCGUCACGAGGGGGCGGCGGAGGUGGGGUGGCUGGUCGGGGUGGGGGGGCCUGUGGCGCGGCCUUGGGUGCCGGCAAAGGGUGCUUCCGCGGCCUCCCUGGUCCCCUCUUCUUGGGCGCCGCCGCUGACGCUGCCGCUGACGCCGCUGCCGAUGCCGAUGAUGGCUUGUUCUCUUUGUUGUUCCUCUUCUGGCGCCUGUCUUGCCUCUGGAUCUGCUGGGCCAGCAGGGCUGCCUGGGCUAGACGCGGAUCUGAGCGAACGAGGGGAGUGGGCGAGGCCAGGCACACAGACACAACACAACACGAGCAAGGCAUCGAUGAGCGUCCAUGCUCUCACGAUAGGAUGUGAUGUGGCUGGGUGUGUGGCUUGUGCGUGUGUGUGCGCGUGUGUGGGUGGACGGCUCACCUCGCGAUGCAGCCGGCUUCGAGUCGGCCUGCGCUGAAGAGCCCGACAUAAUCGAAUCGAUGGAUGCCUUGCAGAAAUCGAGAGUCUCCACCCGCUCAGACAACAAACACCUGUGAAGCAGUCAGUCAAAGUCGAGAAGGGGACCCAUCAGCCAGCGAAAGAUGCCAACCAACACGCCAUGAGACAGCCCGUCCUUGAGCACUCCCCCUCACCUCCUACAGAGCGAUCCCAACCGCAGAUCAGCCCAAUGAACCAACCGUCCAGCAAGACGCCAGCACGGGAGUCAGAUCGUGCCGCUGUGGGUGAGAUAUCAGCCCGUUUCCUUCCUGUCGCCCCGGUCAGAUGGGUCGCACGCGGUCUGAAUGCGCCCCCUGUCACCACAAAAGCCGUGUCGGGUGGUCCACAGAUCCGUCACACGGGGAAGAAGCCUUGAAAGGACGGAUCUGUGCACUCUCGCAAGACAAACGCCUUUAAACACACCUGAGACGUCGGACAGGACGCUCGGUCCGACGAGAUGCGCCGCUAACGUUGAGAAAAAGAUCUGACAU